AUGAAUAAUUUAACAAAACGAUCCGCAUCAAAGGAAUGUUUAAUUUCAAAUAAAUCAGCACUGGAAUGUCUUAAUAUUGGCGGAUUUUUUUAUGAUGCUUGUACAGGGCAUUGUGAAAGGGAUUCUAGUUUUCUUCGUUUAAGCCAGCAUUUGCAAUUGGAACAUUUAGUUUAUGGAUAUCUUUUUCCUAUUCUUGUUAUUUUUGUUGUCGUUGCCAAUUUAUUAGUAGCUUUAGUACUUUCUCAAAAACACAUGAUUUCGCCUACAAAUUUAGUUUUAAAAUAUAUGGCAAUAGCUGAUCUUUGUGUUGGACUUUUUCCUCUUCCCUGGAAUUUUUAUUAUCACACAUUAAGGUGCAUUUUGAAUAUGAACAAAAAGAACUUCAACUGUGUUGCAAUGUGGCUAACAGUUUUGUUGGCAGGUCAAAGAUAUCUUUCUAUUCGUCAUCCUAUGAAUUCUCGCCAUUUAUGUUCUUUACGUAAUGUGAGAAUUGCAACUUUUUUAAUUACAAUUGUUUCUAUAUUUUGUGGCCUUCCAAAAUUCGUCGAUUAUUAUUAUAAUGUUUAUGAAGGUUGGGCUUUUGUUGAUUCUGGUCAUUUAAUAUAUUUAAAAAGUUGUUUAUCUGGAUAUACAUUUUUUGUUAAAUUUGUUGGUUCUAAUGCAUUCUUCAAUGCUUAUUUUUGGACUCGGGUUGUUGGAUUUAUUUUAGUGCCUUCAUUUCUACUUAUUUGCCUAAAUGCAUUACUUAUUAAAAGUAUUAGGAAAGCUCAACAACGAAAGAAAAGGCUGUUAAUGUUGUCUAUUUUAGGAGAUAAACGUAACCGUGAUUCAACAAUUCAUCGACAAACGUCAGAUAAUAAUACUUCUGUAAUGCUUGUAAUUAUUGUUUCAAUAUUUUUAAUUGUUAAUUUACCACAAGCAUUGUUUAUGGCAAUGCUUUGUGUUUAUAAUACACUUGGAUUGAGUAAUCGUUUACUUGAAGGAGUUUUUCCGAUAACAUUUCUACUUGUAAAUAAUAUGCUAGUUAUGGCCACUUAUCCAAUUAAUUUUGGAAUUUAUUGCUUUAUGUCCAGCAGUUUUAGAGAUACUUUUCGAAUGCUUUUUUGUAGAAAUCGAAAUAAUAAUAAACAAUUUGUUGAUGCUAUACCCCAUCCAAGUCAAAUACCAACAGAAAGUCGAAGACUUAUCUCUAUGGGAGGUUUACCAUCAGAAUCAAAAGGAAUAUCAUCGUCUUUAGUUCGUAGAUCUACUGAUCCUAUUGGUGGACAUAAUAAUAGAAAUUUAAGGUAA
Molecule: messenger RNA, 1290 nt
Organism: Meloidogyne enterolobii
Lineage: Eukaryota; Metazoa; Nematoda; Chromadorea; Rhabditida; Meloidogynidae
Source: the annotation of a GenBank genome assembly